Synchiropus splendidus (mandarinfish) is the source of this 1799-nucleotide messenger RNA. It is a transcript of the gene gng3, whose product is annotated as guanine nucleotide binding protein (G protein), gamma 3. Gene Ontology annotation, molecular function: G-protein beta-subunit binding. Gene Ontology annotation, cellular component: heterotrimeric G-protein complex. The transcript is spliced from 3 exons. Bases 232 to 459 code for a protein of 75 amino acids. NCBI's taxonomy places the organism in Eukaryota, Metazoa, Chordata, Actinopteri, Syngnathiformes, Callionymidae. Gene Ontology annotation, biological process: G protein-coupled receptor signaling pathway. The record is from RefSeq and is a predicted model, not a curated record.
UGGCAGGUACCACUCGGCGCAGAGGGGACAUCCCACCACAGACCCCCCUAGCUCACCGAGGCAGAAUUGCAGCGCGCUGGUCUUGGAAAAGCAGGCUGCUGUGUGUGAGGGGUGGGGUCCGGUUUUGCUGAUACCACCGAGCUGCCAGGGACGCUCAGAUCCAGGCAAGAAAAAAAGGAAGCCAGGGAGCAGAGGAGGGAAGAGCGCACCCAAAGGAGAAUAUUCAAAGGCAUGAAAGGAGACACCCCAGUGAACAGCACCAUGAGCGUCGGCCAGGCCAGAAAGCUGGUGGAGCAACUGAAGAUUGAGGCUAGUUUCUGCAGGAUAAAGGUAUCGAAGGCAGCAGCGGACCUCAUGGCCUACUGCGAUGCACACGCCUGCGACGACCCCCUCAUCACCCCCGUGCCCACUUCAGAGAACCCCUUCAGGGAGAAAAAGUUUUUCUGCACUCUGCUUUGAGGCCCUUCAGGGAUUGUUAUGACAAAACAUGCACUUCCUACCCAAUUUUGACACCAAUGUCGGUCCAUUUGCAUAAAAGACCAAAUUAAUGAAUCAACCAACACUGUACGAGGACCUUUGUUAAUUUAAAACGGCAAGAUACAUGGGGGUUGGAGACAACAGCUAAGUAAGAGAGUUUGUAUGGGUGACAACAAAAAGCAGCCUCGGGAGUGGGAUUAUUUGCAUUAGACGUUUGGAUGAUAAUGGUGCUACACGACAGCCCCUGUGUGCUUUCAUUCAGAGACGCAUAUGACUGAGGCCUCACCUCCAUCAGCCAUGUUCUGUAAAGUUGUAUCCAUAUUUUCCUUAUUCCUGUUUACUGGCCUUUCUUUACUUGGUAGAACUUCUCAGCAGGCUAAACACACCAGAGCAUCUUUCUCAUUUUGAUACCGCUCGAGUGCAGAUGUAACUGCGUGUAUAGGUUCUACUGUCAAAUUCUGCUUCUGCUCAUUGUUCCGCCCCGAUUUUUAUAGCUUGAUAGCACAAACAUCCUUGGAAGGCAUUGGAGGAGGUAUAAGAGAAUAUAAUCUUGAACAACAUCUGAUGUGUGAAUAUGAACUUUAUUUAUUGUAUCAGCUAAAAUGCGAAGAAGUUAGAGCUCCAGAACUUUGUACUCAACAGCUACAUGCCGAUGUCGGCAUCUCCGUUUUCAGUCAGCUGUUAUUUGGUUACUUUCAGUUGUACGUCAAAUAGACAAGACUGUUUAGAGGUGUUUGACCUGCAGCUGUGUGACACGAUCUAAAAUGACUUUUCUGCUUUUCUUUUUAAUUCAACUGUGCUGCGUUCAUUGGUCUGCUAUUAAGGAGUUUUGGAGGGAGUGAAAAAAACAACCGAGAAGUAAAAAUAAGUUUCCCUGUCAUGUUCUGAUGCUUGGUUGUGUAACAACAACAUUUACGACACCACGGUCCACAUCCCAAUGAUAUGAAGAUUGUCAAUCACUUUUUGAACUAACAUUGCUCUUGAACAGUCAAUGGUUGAAUCAUUGCAGCCAAGAACAAAUGAAGCAAAACAAGAAUACCCUGUUGAGGCAGUCGCGCCACACAAAGUCGGUACGGAACAGACUGCAUUAAUAAUUGCUUUACCCCAGUUAUUCUCAACAGGCAGGCGGCAACCCACAGAUGGGUUGCAGAACAUGGACAAGUGUCAUUGAGGGGUGAUGGUGGGCUGCUGGUACCUUGAUGAAUGGGAUAAAGCCAAAGAAAGAAAUGGCAAGCGCAUUGGUGUUUGUCCAUGUUCACAGACAGUUAAAACUGCAUUUUAUUGAAUGAUUUCAAAAUAGUCACAAUUAACCGGCAUCUACA